AUGGCGUUUUCAACCCCGGAAGGCGGAUCGAUUAGUACAUUGAUCAAUCCAACACAAGGCGAUGAACAAUUCAGUGUGGGUGAAUUAGUUAUUCAAGAGCAAGAAGGGUCGAAGGUCGACGAAAUUACCGAUGUCGUUGUGACUAGAAAGGAUGAGUUGGACGACGGACACGAGUUGCCAGAUCAUAAUGGUGUAGGUGAAGAGGAAAUUCCAGUCAUAAGAAUGAGUUUUGGUUCGUUGCCUCUCACACAGAAAUUUUAUGCAAACUAUGCAAAGAAAGUUGGACGCAAUCUCCGAUGCUCCGAUGACAAUGAGGACUUCCAGAGGAUGAUGAAUUAUUUCGUUCGAAUGAAGGAGAUCAAUCCCAACUUCUUUUAUGCCAUAGAUGUUGACGAUGCUAAUAAAUUUAGGAGCACACUAUGGGUAGAUGCAAGGUGCAGGGUUUCGUAUGAAUAUUACGAAGAUGUGGUGUCGUUUGACACCACUUACAGAAGAAACAGGCAUGGUCUGCCAUUUGCAUCCUUUGUAGGUGUAAACCACCAUGGGAAGUCUACUCUUCUUGGUUGUGCUUUACUUAGGAGUGAAGAGAUCCCUAGUUUUGAGUGGGUGUUCACGCAGUGGGUGAGAUGCGUUGAGACUGCACCAAGGGGGAUUAUCACUUACCAGUGCAAGGCGAUGGCUGGUGCUAUUAUGAAGGUCCUACCUGACACUAUCUACCGAUGGUACGGAGAAUUGAAUGCAAUGAUGAAUCACAUUGUGUGGAAUUCUCCUUUGACUGAAUCAUUCGAGGCUGAUUGGGCUGGUUUCAUCAAACAAUUUAACUUAGGCCACAACAUAUGGUUAGCAAGCAUGAGUAGUACACAGCGUAGUGAAAGUAUGCACACAUUUUAUGGUGGAUACCUGCAUUGCAAGAGUGGGUUGGUUCAGUUCGUCCAUGAAUACGACAAUGGAGAUACAAUUUCUAUUAAAGUGGACGAGCAGAAGGUAUUCUGGGGAAAGCCUAUCUACCAUACUUUCAGGGUCGAGUUUGACCCUUUGAGUCGAAAGGGUCAGUGCGAGUGCAACAAAUUUGAAUUUGCUAGUAUAUUGUGUUGCCACACCCUUGCGGUCUGGUCAUACUACAGAGUUGACACAGUACCGAGCUGCUAUGUUCUUCUUCGAUGGAGUAAGAAUGUCAUCCGCAAGCACACUUACAUCAAGAAUUACCAUGACGUGGCUCAGAGUGAUGAAAGCAACAACUUGUUCAGGCAUCUGUGUUCAGAGUUCUAUAACGUUGCGCAGGAGUUUCUUGCUUGUGAUAAGGAAGCAGCCAUCUUGCAAGCUGCCUUUUGGGAUGCAAAGUUCAAGCUGACUGAUUACCGUGCCAGCAUGCGUUCCACUACUGUUGCUACGUCUCAAAAUACCAUGGAUGAGGUUGACCUUUAG
Molecule: messenger RNA, 1425 nt
Organism: Arachis duranensis
Lineage: Eukaryota; Viridiplantae; Streptophyta; Magnoliopsida; Fabales; Fabaceae
Product: protein FAR1-RELATED SEQUENCE 5-like
Exons: 9
Coding region: 1-1425 (474 amino acids)
Biological process (GO): regulation of DNA-templated transcription
Molecular function (GO): zinc ion binding
Source: RefSeq, a predicted model, not a curated record